Knipowitschia caucasica is the source of this 1014-nucleotide messenger RNA. The record is from the annotation of a GenBank genome assembly. NCBI's taxonomy places the organism in Eukaryota, Metazoa, Chordata, Actinopteri, Gobiiformes, Gobiidae.
AUGCAGGCAUCUAUUUUCCAGCCAAAUGCCUCCAUAUACCUGGGACCACCGGAGGACCCCCCUCUCUCCCGUACUGGUUACACCGUCCUGGCGGUCAUUAUGGCGCUUUUCUCGGGGCCGGCCAUCGUGCUCAACGCUACAGUGAUCAUCGUGUCCUUAAUGCACAAACAGCUGAGGCAGCCCCUCAACUAUGCUCUGAUGAACAUGGCAGUGGCUGACCUGGGCACUGCUCUGAUCGGGGGGCUGCUGACCGUGAUCACCAACGCUCAGGGAUACUUCUCUCUGGGGCGGACCGGCUGUGUGCUGGAGGGGUUUGCCGUCGCUUUGUGUGGCAUCACGUCGCUCUGCACCGUGGCUCUCAUUGCAGUGGAGAGGAUGUUUGUCAUCUGUAAACCUCUUGGACUUGUUACCUUUGAGAAGAAACACGCUCUGGUCGGCAUUGGUCUGUCAUGGCUCUGGUCUUUAGCGUGGAACCUGCCCCCUCUUUUUGGAUGGGGCAGGUUUGAGGUGGAAGGAGUUGGGACGUCUUGUGCCCCCGACUGGCACAACAGAGACCCCAGCAACGUCUCCUACAUUCUGUCAUACUUCACCGUGUGCUUUGCUUUUCCCUUCGCAAUCAUUGUGCUGUCAUAUGGAAAACUGCUGUGGACGCUGCACAAGGUGUCAAAGAUGGAGGGUGUGGAGGGAGGGGCAGUGUCCAAAGGAGAGGGUCGUGUGGCCUUCAUGGUGGUGCUGAUGGUGCUGACUUUCCUGGUGAGCUGGAUGCCUUACGCCACACUCGCUCUGGUCGUGGUUCUGUGUCCUGAUGUGAAGAUCUCUGCUCUGGUGGCGACUAUUCCUGUUUAUCUGGCCAAAAGCAGCACUGCCUACAACCCCAUAAUCUACAUUUACCUCAACAAACAGUUUCGUAAAUACGCAGUGCCUUUCCUACUGUGCCGGAAUUUGUCGGUGGAAGAUGAAGGAUCUGAGUUAACUGUGGCAGAGUCUAGUGUCUCCAAAGUGUCUCCACCUUGA